GCUAGCAGAGAAGUGGAGCGCUUCCGUGGUUUGCUACACUAUAUCCUGGACUCAAAUUGCUACAUUGUAGCUGGCUUUUAAAACACAGACACAUCUUUUCUCUCUCUCUUUUUUUAACACUUCCAAAAAAAGAAUAACCUUCAAGCUGGCGGGAGGAAUGGUUCACAUAAAGAAAGGCGAGCUGACCCAGGAGGAAAAGGAGCUGCUGGAAGUUAUCGGGAAAGGUCCCAGCAUUUCAAAAGGCUAACCUGAACCUGUUAAGUGGUACUGUCCAAGAAGCUGGUACACUAUUAUCCAGUAAGAAUGUUCGUGUGAAUUGCUUAGAUGAGAAUGGAAUGACUCCUCUAAUGCACGCAGCAUAUAGAGGAAAACUUGAUAUGUGCAAGUUACUUCUGCGACAUGGAGCUGACGUAAAUUGCCAUCAGCAUGAACAUGGAUACACAGCCCUCAUGUUUGCUGCACUUUCUGGUAAUAAAGACAUCACAUGGGUUAUGUUGGAAGCUGGUGCAGAGACGGAUGUUGUCAACUCUGUAGGGAGAACAGCAGCUCAGAUGGCAGCCUUUGUGGGUCAACAUGAUUGUGUGACUAUAAUCAACAAUUUCUUUCCCCGAGAGAGACUGGAUUAUUAUACUAAGCCCCAGGGACUGGAUAAAGAGCCCAAACUGCCCCCAAAGUUGGCAGGCCCACUGCACAAAAUUAUCACCACAACAAACCUUCAUCCUGUCAAGAUUGUGAUGCUUGUGAAGGAAAAUCCUCUGCUGGCAGAAGAAGCAGCGCUAAAUAAAUGCUACAAGGUGAUGGAUUUGAUUUGUGAGAAAUGUAUGAAACAAAGAGAUAUGAAUGAAGUAUUGGCUAUGAAAAUGCAUUAUGUCAGCUGUAUUUUUCAGAAAUGCAUUAAUUUCUUAAAAGAAGGAGAGAAUAAACUGGACACCCUAAUCAAAAGCUUGUUAAAAGGCCGAGCUUCUGAUGGCUUUCCAGUAUAUCAGGAAAAGAUCAUUAGAGAAAGUAUCAGAAAAUUUCCUUACUGUGAAGCUACACUCCUCCAGCAGCUGGUGCGAAGCAUUGCUCCUGUUGAAAUUGUAAGGCGCCUAUCAACUAAGCUGACUGUAUCAGGUUCUGAUCCCACUGCAUUCUCUGUACUUACUCAAGCCAUCACUGGCCAGGUGGGUUUUGUGGAUGUUGAAUUUUGUACCACCUGUGGAGAAAAGGGAGCAAGUAAAAGAUGUUCAGUAUGCAAAAUGGUAAUAUAUUGUGAUCAAACCUGCCAGAAAACACACUGGUUUGCACAUAAGAAAAUCUGUAAGAAUCUGAAGGACAUUUAUGAAAAGCAACAGUUGGAGGCCACCAAAGAAAAGAGUCAAGAAGAGAAUAAUGAUAAACUUGAUGUCAAUUCUAAUUGUGUCAGCAAUGAGCAACCAGAGGCUGAAACAGGUAUCUUCCAAGAGGAUUCUAAUCCUGAAGAUUCUGUGGAAGAGGAGAAAGGAUCUCUUGGAAAUGAGGCUGGAUUAGCAGGUGUUCAGGAGGCUGCUGCGGGUCCCCAGCUAUCUGAGGAGUAAAGGCUGUCGCACUUACCAACAUGGAUGGUCCUCACGCUGGCAGGUAGCUGAAAACCUCAUGUGAAUGUAUCCUUCAUUGCCUCGUGACACCUGCAUGGCAUAGUGGCAGGAUUGCACAUUUCAUAGAAUAGAGGCUUUCAAGCAAAGCUCUGUCUCCCAUGCCCUGAUUUCCUCUUGAUUUCAGUUCUAUAAUUGAACAAGUAUUCCUUUCGAAAUUUUUUUCUUUCAAAAUGCAAGAAAAACAUUUACAUUCCUUUUGAAACUGGCUGCCCAGCAGUUCUCAAAGGAAAAUAAAAUCCCUAUAAAGGAGAAAUAGGGGUCUUAGAAACAAAGGAAUAGCACAGGAAAAAGAUUUUCAAGAAAGGAAACAGAGACAUCUCUCACCACAGAGAUGGAUAGUUAGAAAAAUUCUAACUUACAUGUGAAUGAAAUGCAUAUAAAUAAGCUAGGCGCUGGUGGCUCACACCUGUAAUCCUAGCUAUUUGGGAAGUUGAGAUUGAGAGAAUCAUGGUAACAGGCUGGAAUGGGCAAAUA
Molecule: messenger RNA, 2090 nt
Organism: Castor canadensis (American beaver)
Lineage: Eukaryota; Metazoa; Chordata; Mammalia; Rodentia; Castoridae
Source: RefSeq, a predicted model, not a curated record